Molecule: messenger RNA, 810 nt
Organism: Lynx canadensis (Canada lynx)
Lineage: Eukaryota; Metazoa; Chordata; Mammalia; Carnivora; Felidae
Gene: AGR2
Product: anterior gradient 2, protein disulphide isomerase family member
Exons: 8
Coding region: 70-597 (175 amino acids)
Cellular component (GO): endoplasmic reticulum
Molecular function (GO): dystroglycan binding
Source: RefSeq, a predicted model, not a curated record
AGGAGGUUUGGACCGCAGUGAGGCCAGCUGGCUCGCACAGACAAGUGGGUGGGGAAAUCCAGAUUUGCCAUGGAGAAGAUCUCAGUGUCAGCAUUCUUGCUCCUUGUCGCCCUCUCUUACACACUGGCCAAAGAUAUCACAGUCAAAUCAGGAGCUAAGAAGGACACAAAGGACUCGGCACCCAAACUGCCCCAGACCCUCUCCAGAGGUUGGGGUGACCAACUCAUCUGGACUCAGACAUACGAAGAAGCUUUAUACAAAUCCAAGACAAGCAACAAACCCUUAAUGAUUAUUCAUCACUUGGAUGAAUGCCCACACAGUCAAGCUUUAAAGAAAGUGUUUGCUGAAAAUAAAGAAAUCCAGAAAUUGGCAGAGCAGUUCGUCCUCCUCAAUCUAGUUUAUGAAACAACUGAUAAACACCUUUCUCCUGAUGGCCAGUAUGUCCCCAGAAUCAUGUUUGUUGACCCAUCCCUGACAGUUAGAGCUGACAUCACUGGAAGAUACUCGAAUCGUCUCUACGCUUACGAACCUUCAGAUGUAGCGCUCUUGCUUGACAACAUGAAGAAAGCGCUCAAAUUGCUGAAGACUGAAUUGUAGAGAAAAAGCAACAUCUGCAAGCUUUUCCUUCUGUGUCAGGCCUUGAGACUUAAGAAGAUCCUAGAAGACUUUGGAGAAUGCAGGAACACAGAUGGACACACUGAUUAAUUAGAUCAGGGUUAUUGUUACAACAGUUACUUUUUUUUUUAAUUUGAAGUAUAUAUGUAUGAAAACAAUCUUGCAUACUACCAUAGUCAGCCAUGAUUUUUUUUU